This is a messenger RNA of Spodoptera littoralis (African cotton leafworm), 2436 nucleotides long. NCBI's taxonomy places the organism in Eukaryota, Metazoa, Arthropoda, Insecta, Lepidoptera, Noctuidae. The record is from the annotation of a GenBank genome assembly.
AUGGUGAUCAUGGCAAAGGAUAUGAACUUGUGUGUGCUGGUGAUAGUGGUUGUGUUGCAGACUUUGAUUCAUUCCAGUUUGGAGAUCAUAGAUUUACAUGUGAUACAAGUAUGGUCAGCGCCGGGCGGUAUGACGCGGCUACCGUGCGAUCUGGCGGCUCCUGUCAGCGAAGUCGCCUUGAUGUUUUGGUUCAAAGAAGGAGACAGAAUGCCUAUUUACACAGUCGACUUCAGAAACGGCCCGCCAGUCCACUGGGCAGUUGCUGGAGAAUUCGGAGCUCGAACUCACUUCGUUCUCAACGAGUCUGAUCCAUCAUCAGCUCACUUAGUGGUAGAGAAGGUGGCUCGUCAGGAUGAAGGAGUAUAUAGGUGUAGAAUAGACUAUGUUGACGCACCUACUAGAAAUUAUAGAGUCAAUUUGACAGUUAUAGUUCCCCCAGAAGCCCCUCGGAUAUAUGAUUACGAGGGUACUGAGAUCCUCGGGUCUGUUGCUGGGCCCUUCAGGGAGGGACAGAAUUUGUUGCUGUCUUGUCAGGCCGCUGGAGGUAAACCGCCUCCAGACGUGUCCUGGUAUAAAGGCGAUGAAAGAUUAGCCUACACGAAAGAAGGUUCCGUCUCCCAGCUGCAUCUGCCCAAUUUAUCCAGAGAGAUGACAGGUACCAAGCUGCAGUGUCGUGUGGAACCUCCAUUGCUGCAACCACAGUCCAGAGAAGUUACUUUAAGAUUAUAUUUAAAACCUCAAUACAUUCGAGUGACAGGCAGUGGGUCCACUAGAGCUGGUAUGGAUAAAUCCUUCGUAUGUACGACGCGAGGUUCGAAGCCAGCCCCGAACAUUGAGUGGUUUAUCAACUCACAGCUUGUAGAUUCCACAUUGACUCAGGUGGAAGUAGAUGGGGAAGUAACGAAGAGUGUGCUGACGUGGCAUGUACGUCGAGAGGACAGCGGGAGGCAGCUGACCUGCCGCGUCUCCAACCCCUGGUUCCCAGCACAUACACUGGAGGAUUCAGUCACCUUGGAUGUCAUGUACCCACCAGUAACACAAAUAUCCCUGACUGAGCCAAAAGAGCCUCGUCUGCUUCGAGAAGAUGAAAAUGCUGAACUCCUCUGCUCAGCAGACGCGUCACCACCAGCUGUCAACUUCACAUUCUAUAAGGGACCAGAAGUCCAUCUAAUAAGAGACGAUCCCAUCGGAGGUCUGUCGAUAGAAAAUAAUAGACUCGUCAUUAGAGGGUUGAGGAGACAUCACUCCACUGUGUACCGGUGUCGAGCCAGGAAUUCUGAAGGCAGUGCACUCAGUGACCCGCUCACUUUGAAUGUGUUAUCACGGCCAGAAUGUGCAGCUGGUAAUGUAGUCCAGCAAUUAGCAGGAGCACCUGGAGGUGAAGUCAGGGCAAGAUGCUCGGUGACUGCACCAGCGAGCCGAGACGCUGGUCCACUGAGGUUCUACUGGACUUACAAUGGAACUAAAGAUGUGUUGCCGAUACCAGCAGCCAACGUGACAGUGAUGGGUUCUACCAGUACAGUGAUCCAUGGUCUACACUCCGAUGUAGAUGAGGAUUUGGGCUGGUUGGCGUGUUGGGCAAGCAAUGAUGUUGGGAAUCAGCGGGAGCCAUGCCUGUUCAGGAUCUUACCAGCUGCGCUCCCUGAACCACCAAGCAACUGCGAGAUAGAGAACGAGCUGCUUCACUGCGAACCAGGUCAUGAUGGUGGUCUUCCUCAGCGGUUCCUUCUAGAAGCUUUGGAGGUACGGCAUCGCGCUGAAACCGCGCGAGAAGACAAUGAGAUCUCCACGAUGAAUGAUCAGGGAAUAUCAGCGUUUGGAUUAACUGAAGCUGUGUAUCGUGUCAGAAACGACAAACCUCAGUUCGCUCUAGAUGCUUUGUCUCCUGGGAAGUAUACAUUGCUGGUUUACGCUGAAACUCCUCGUGGAAGAUCACAAAGACCUGCCGCAUUGCACAGCGUACAGAUACGAACUGCUGAUGACUUGGAUAGACCUGGGUCUCUCCAAACGAUGACACCAGCGCCGCCUCCGCAGCCACCAACUACUGACAACAGUGUGGCACUGCUGGUCGGAGCUGCGCUGUCUCUUGUAUUACUGACUAUCCUCACUACUCUGUGUGUCGCAAUGAUAGUAAUGUGCAAGAAGAAGAGUAGACCGAGGGAUCCAGAACAGAGCACAAUACUUAGAAGAAACGUAGGGGUAUCCAUGUAUGGUGGUGGAUCUACCAUUUCUUCCAACGUGAUGCCCACAGUUGUGGUGAGAGGCCAUAGAGGUUCCAGAGUCCUGGCUGCGAGGUGGUCAGGAGUGCUUGAUGAUGCUCCGCUUGCUGUACUGGCUCUAGACACCAGGCCUCAUGGUGACUCAGAUUCAAGUCGAAGUGAAGACGACAUACAAGAGACUGAACUGACGAGAAACGAAUUAGAAACACGCACUUAA